This is a messenger RNA of Diorhabda carinulata, 1243 nucleotides long. RefSeq names its product alpha-tocopherol transfer protein-like. The record is from RefSeq and is a predicted model, not a curated record. Gene Ontology annotation, molecular function: phosphatidylinositol bisphosphate binding. Lineage: Eukaryota; Metazoa; Arthropoda; Insecta; Coleoptera; Chrysomelidae. Bases 297 to 1214 code for a protein of 305 amino acids. Gene Ontology annotation, cellular component: membrane. The transcript has 7 exons.
AUUUAUUGGAAGCAUUCAAAGCAGAAGUUCUAUAAAUACUUAUGAAUUAGUUGUGUUGUUGUUUCAACUAUGUUUUGGGUUAAAGUGCUCCAAAGAUUAGAUUAAAAUACGUUUAAUGGUAGCAUGGAAUGUUUAGUUUUUGCGUUAGUUUAAAAUAUUUUACUUGUUGAAACAUUAAUACGUUCACCUUGGUACCGUUGAAAAGGUUUUUACGUUAAGUUCUGUGUUGAUAGGGUUUUAAUAUUGAAAACGUUUCAUACAGAGCAUAUCUGUGGACGCGUGGAUGCCUUACAGUAAUGAACUCGCCAAAUAUUAACGAAAUGAAUAAAGAAAUAAAAAAAGCUGUGCUAGAUUUAUCGGAACCAUCCGAUGAAUUAUUGGAAUGGGCUGAAGAAAACAUAAAUGAGAACCGAGACAAAAAAGAUCUCCUCAUAAGCGAAUUAAAAGAUAUGAUUUACGAAAAAGGGGAGUGUACGCCUUCGAGAACUGAUGACGAGUUCCUUUUGAGGUUUCUCAGGGCUCGACAUUUUAUUUUAAACAAAGCGCAUAGAUUGUAUGCCAAUUAUCACAAUUUUAUCGAAGAUGUGCCAGAAUAUUUUACAAAUGUCAAUUUACACACUUUAUCGAAAAUAAAGAAAACAAAUAUAUUUAAUUGCCCUUUAAAUAGAGAUCAACAUGGAAGAAGAAUGCUCAUAUUUAAAAUAGGCGAAUGGGUACCUUCCGAAUUUUCUCCAGAACAGAUCAUGCAGUUCGUAAUAUUUAUAAUCCAAAUCGGAAUAAUGGAACCACAAACACAAAUAAAAGGUGUCGUGGUUAUAUUUGAUCUUAGCGGAUUAUCCUUGGACAUGGUAUGGUAUAUGACUCCCACUCUUGCCAAGCAUUUAGUUAAUAUCACAGUUACUUCCAUGCCCACUCGUAUAGAAGCCGCGCACAUGCUUUACAGUUCUUGGAUAUUCGACACCGCUUUUAGUAUGAUUAAAGUAUUAAUACCGAAUGAUGUUAAAGAGAGGAUACAUUUUCACAAUGAUUUAGAUACUUUAUACACUCAUAUUGAUCAAAAACUUCUUCCAAAAUCACUUGGGGGCGCUCAAAAAGAUUUUUCGUUAAAUAUGUGGUAUGAUUGUCUGAUGGAAUCAGAUGACGGGAAAAUUAAGGCUGAAUUAGAAAAUUUAGGGUAUCAAGUACAGGAGUUUUUGGAUUCUAGAGAAAAUUAAUGUAAAACUAAAUAAACAUAUUAAAAUUU